AUGUCUCUUCCUUAUCUCAAAUCGCUGAAAAAGCCUGAGUUGGCCGAGUUGGCCGAUCAGACCGACCUGCCACACUACGAUGACUAUAACAAGAACGAUCUUGUCGUAGUUCUGGACAGACAUCUCCGCGAAAACCGCUCUAUCUUCUCCGGACUCAAGAGCCUCUCUGAAUACUACUCGCGCCUGGCCUCCCCACCCCGCAGAGGAUCGCCCGUGAAGCGCGAAACCGCGCGAACUCCAGCGCGGACCCCAGCACGCCGCUCUGCGAAGAAGGAAGUGAAGGAAGAGGAAAGGGAGGAAACUAGCGAGGGUGUGGAAGAACCAAUGCCCAGCCCAGUUGUAGUCAGCCCGACUCCCGCUGUGGCGCGCACGAGCACUCGUCAGUCCGCGCGCCAGACACCCCGCCAGACACCCCGUCAACCAGCUCUCGCUACUGUCGUGGACCCAGAGCGAUCAUUGCCCGCAUCUCCAGCUGCCAUCACUGAAGCCAUCGAUGCGCAGACGCUCAAAUUGCGCGAGAGCCUUGAGGAUGCAUGGACUGCGUCCGGCUUGGUAGACCGGGCGCACUCUCUGCGAGCAACGCUGAGCAGCGUGAAGGCAGUUGAGAUCAUUGUUCUGCUACUUGAGAGUGGCAGUCUUGCGAAAGAGUUGAUCCCGGUACGCUACCUUACUACUACACCGGCUGUGCAAGCCGCGCAGAUUCCUCCGAUCCCCAUCAGGGUUCCUGAUCUAUUUGUGUUGCUUGAAGGAGCAUUCUGGGCGCCAUUUUCGCUUUGGUUCCUCACUUGUCUGUUUUUGCCUUUGGUCUCGGCCUACUUUAUCAACUUGAGCUGGAAGGCUUCUAGCAGUGCGCGUCGCACCCGGUCUGCGCCCAGUCUCGCCCAGUUUGAUCCGUUGACUUUCAACAUCGUCAAGGCGUUGCUGGUGCACAUUGUGUUUGGCAAUGAUUUCAACUUCUUUGGUUUCUAUAGCCGGUAUGCCAUUGGGAAGGUUGUUGACUCUGUCCCUGGUGGAGACCUCGGUCUCUUGACUGGAUCCGCUAUCGGCGGUGUUAGCGCUCUGUACGAGGCUAUUCUGCACCGCUCGUAA
This is a messenger RNA of Penicillium egyptiacum, 1089 nucleotides long. Lineage: Eukaryota; Fungi; Ascomycota; Eurotiomycetes; Eurotiales; Aspergillaceae. The record is from the annotation of a GenBank genome assembly.